UCUUUUAUUCGUGCUUAUUCGCAUCGCGUGUUCAACCGACGUCAACUAGCUGUGCGAGACGAGGACUAGCGGUAAACAAACGGUCGGAGAAAGCACGCCACAGCCGAGUGAAAGCAACAAACGGCAGUGCAAGUCGGACGUCGCGUCGUACGGACGGAUAUAACCUCCAACAUGUCGUUUGUCAUCGCGUCAGCUGUUGUUUUGACCACCGCCGCUGCUGUUUACUGGUAUGUAAACAGGCACAAACCCCUCAAGCACAUACUCAGCGAGUUGCGGUACACAUUAGACAUGCAGGGCGCCGGGGCGGGCGGCCUCAUCGACGAUUGGAUCAAUGUAUGGAGAAAUCGCGUUGUGAUGCCAGACGCGAGCAACAAAAUCGCCGUUAUCACCGGCGGGGGCCGCGGCAUCGGCACCGAAGUUAUCCGAGGAUUGUUAAAGGCCAACAUGCGCGUCAUCAUGGGAAUAAGAAGCCGGAGAUGGCGAAAAAUGGCACAAACAAUGCAGAACGGAAACCUUGAAGCGUUCAAAUUGGAUUUAAAAUCGUUGAAAUCUGUAAAGGAAUUCGCUAGAAAUGUUUUGGAUAAAUAUUCGGAGAUCAAUUUGUUAGUAAACAACGCGGGAGUUAUGUUUGGAGACUAUGAGCUAACUGAAGACGGUGUAGAAAGUCAGUUGGCUGUCAAUCAUUUGGGUCAUUUCUAUUUGACACAUUUAUUAUUGCCAGCUUUAAUUGGUGGGAGAUUGGAUCGACUGUCGAGGAUCGUAAAUGUGACUUCAUGCGCGCAUUAUCCAGGAAAGAUUUACUUCGAGGACAUCAACAUGAAGGAGCAUUAUGACACACCUGCUUAUGCCCAAUCUAAACUAGCGCAGUUAAUGAGUUCGAGAUACAUUAACAAGAUUCUAGAAGAGAACAACAGUCCAGUUAGAAGCUAUGCUGUUCAUCCUGGGAUAGUCAACACAGAUUUAUUUGAAGGCACCACAUAUAAACUGUUUCCGUGGGCUAUGAAACUGUUCUUUAAAACACCAGAAAAAGGAGCAGUCUCCAUCCUCUUUGCAUGUUUCAAUAAAGAUUUAGAAAAGAAGGGUGGUUUAUACAUAAGUAAUUGUAUAGAAGGAAUAAGCAAUAGAUUCUCGAAAAAGGCAGACUACCAAAAAAGACUGUUUGAAAUAUCUUGUCAACUUUGUGGUGAAGAUGAAAAUAAUUUUGGUAGCGUUUCACCUUGAAUAAUUGUCUAUAGCAAUAUUAAUGUGUUUAAAUUUUUUUACUAAAUAUAUUAAGAAUAAAUUUAAGUAUGUUAUACACUUUGAGAAUUAUUACAAUAAAAGUAAUUUAUUUUUUA
Molecule: messenger RNA, 1337 nt
Organism: Manduca sexta (tobacco hornworm)
Lineage: Eukaryota; Metazoa; Arthropoda; Insecta; Lepidoptera; Sphingidae
Product: retinol dehydrogenase 11
Source: RefSeq, a predicted model, not a curated record